This is a messenger RNA of Phascolarctos cinereus (koala), 1971 nucleotides long. Its product is annotated as mas-related G-protein coupled receptor member D-like. Gene Ontology annotation, biological process: G protein-coupled receptor signaling pathway. Lineage: Eukaryota; Metazoa; Chordata; Mammalia; Diprotodontia; Phascolarctidae. Gene Ontology annotation, cellular component: plasma membrane. The record is from RefSeq and is a predicted model, not a curated record. Gene Ontology annotation, molecular function: G protein-coupled receptor activity.
GCCACGGUGCUUCUGCAUCAUCCUGAUGGUAUUUGCUCCAGUCUCACUUUUAACCAGAGGCUUCUGAAGGUUCCUCCAGAGCCAGAGGGCAAAAUAACAUCACCAAGUCUGUCAUUCCAGGUGUCCAGUUUAUAUUCAUCUCAUAGGAGUUUGGAAGAAAGUCAAAGCCCGAUCCCUGCAGCAGCUUGCAUUCUGAGGAAGAUCUUAUGCAGGAGUCACAAGCAUAAGGUCCAUGAUGUCAUCCAACCUCAUCACUGAAAUGCCCCAGAACUAUUCUGAGAAGACUUCUGGGCCCAGUGCCUCACAGAAUGGCUCAUACGCUACUUUUGAUGAGUUUGUGAGAUGCCUUACUCUGUUCAUAUGCCUUUGUGGGAUGCUGGGGAAUGGAAUUGUUCUCUGGCUUCUCACUUUUCACAUUAAAAGGACUCCCUUCUCAUUAUAUGUCCUCAAUUUAGCUGGAAGUGAUUUCACCUACCUCUUCUUGGAAGUAAUUUGGGUAAUCAAUUAUCUGAUAUACCGUCCAUCCUUUAAAAAUAUCAUCAAUUUAUUAACAAAUAUGGGUCUACAUGUAACUUUUACAGUAGGUCUGGGCCUAUUGGCAUCAAUCAGCACUCAGCGUUGUCUGUCUAUUCUCUUUCCAAUAUGGUAUCGAAAUCAUCACCCAAAGAAGGGGCCGAUGGUUGUGUGUGGCUUGCUCUGGAUCCUGUCCCCUAUACUAAAUCUACCGAAGGUUUACUACUGUGUUGUAAAGGUAGAAGAACUACCCCUUUCUGGCUGUGACACAGUGAGUAAGUUGUCAGGAACGCUGAUGCUUUCAAUGCUUCUGUUAAUGACCCUGUCCAGUCUGAUUCUCUUCAUCAGAAUCUUGUGGAGUGCCCAGAAAUAUAAACCAAAAAAACUGGUCAUCCUCAUCCUGCUGACUGUCCUUGUGUUCCUUGUCUGUGCUGUCCCUCAUGGCAUCAAUCACUCUGUUUUCAAUUGGAAAGCAAUGUACAACCACAUCUUUCAUGAGAUCUCCUACCUGCUGUCUUGUGUGAAUAGCAGUGCCAACCCCUUCAUUUACUUCUUCAUUGGGAGCCUCAGACAUCAGAGACUGAAGGAGCCCCUCCGAAUUGUUCUCCAGAGAGCCCUGAGAGAUGACAGUGACCCCUCUGAGGACAGAGCAGCUUCCUCCCGGACAGACACAACGUUGGAUACACCAGCAUAAGUCUGGGCGGUAUUCUGUAAAGACUCUGACAGCAGCGGCCCUAUUUUUGAGGGUUCUUUUCUUCAGCUUCACCCUGGCCUUAGCUUCUUCCUCACCACAAAAGGAAAUAGAAUUUUCUUCCUUAUUCAAUCAAAGCAUAUUGAUUGCUUGCUAUAUGCCAAGCACCAGGCUGACGCUAGGGAGCCAAGGGAAAAAAAGUGAAGUAGCUCCUGCCUUCAAGAAGCUUGUAUUUUAUUGAGGCAGACAGACAUGUACACGUAUAGGUAGAUAUAAAUCAGAUGCAAUGCAGAUAACUGUGAAUGUUGGGAAGAAAAGACACUAGAAGCUGGUGGGAUCAGGAAAGGUCUCAUAUAGAAGGUGGCUCCUAGCUGAAUAUCAAUCAAAGGAAACUAGGAAAUCUGAGAGGGGGAGUUGAAGAGCAAGUUGUGGCCAGGGCAAAGUCGGAAAUACCAGGGAUAUAGUAUGACAUGUGGAAGUGAGGAAGGUGUGAAUUGCAGGAACAGCAGAAGCCUGGUGAAAAGACAGGGGGAUGGGGGAUGCAGAAUCACCCGUGAUAAAUAGUAAAUACUUGAGUUUGUUUAACCUACUGAGUACAGGAAGGGCAGGAAGAAGAUUGGGUCAUAGACAAUGAGAUAGAGAGAGAGACAGAGAGGAGAGGAGGGCAGGAACUGGAUGGUGGUAGAAUAUCCAGAAAAUAAGAAUACAAGUCAUUCCUCAAUUGCUAAAUUGUCAAACGAUAUGAACAGGCAGUUUUCCAAUGAAGC